UCUCCUUCCCUCCUCCGCUCUCUUCUCCCUUCAGUUGUUUUCUUCCCCGUCUCUAUAGUAGUCCCCUCCUUUUUGUCCUUUUCGUUUUCUAAAAUUUGGCUUGAUUUUCGUUGUGGUUCUGGCAACCUUUUUGCUUCCUUCUGGCCGGCGAUGUUUCUUCCCGACGACCUUGCCGGCAAACUGCCAGCGGUUUCCCAGGACCAACAGCAACCGGCGAGAGCCAACCUCCAUAAGGGCCGACCGGGCCGCGUAGCGGUCGGAAGCGGCCAACCCGUCUCGGAAAUCGACGAGCGGAAAAGGCGACGAAUGAUAUCGAAUCGGGAAUCGGCGAGACGGUCUCGGAUGAGGAAGCAGAGGCACCUCGACGAGCUGCGCUGCCUGGUGAACCGGCUCCGCCUGGAGAAGCGGCAGAUGGUUAACCGGCUCGGCGUGCUCACCUACCUCCACCACCAGAUCCUCCUCGACUCCUGCCGCCUCCGCUCCGAGCACGCCGACCUCUCCCAGAAGCUGGCCGAGCUGCGCCGGAUCCUCGCGCUCCGCGACCUCAGUGAAUUCUCCUGCAACUCUUCCUGCCAUUUCAGCGAGGGGAUGCUCAACCAGAUUCCCUCCUCAUUAAUCACUUAAAACAACUGAACUCAUCUCUUUCACUCCCACCAUCACUUAAAACAACCCCUUAUAAACCGAGAAGAGGACUGGAAUUGCACCCCUCUCUCUUGCUUAUUACUAUUACCGUAUAUUGAUUAUAAUAUGUUGGUAGCUCAGCAAGGAGAGAACCUCUUAAUCUUAUGGUUGAGAUGAGAAUACACAAGGACUGCUUUUUCCGA
Molecule: messenger RNA, 824 nt
Organism: Nymphaea colorata (pocket water lily)
Lineage: Eukaryota; Viridiplantae; Streptophyta; Magnoliopsida; Nymphaeales; Nymphaeaceae
Product: bZIP transcription factor 2-like
Exons: 1
Coding region: 151-624 (157 amino acids)
Biological process (GO): positive regulation of DNA-templated transcription
Cellular component (GO): nucleus
Molecular function (GO): DNA-binding transcription factor activity; transcription cis-regulatory region binding
Source: RefSeq, a predicted model, not a curated record